GGCGCCUGCGCAGUGGCGGCCCCGGUUGUUGUUAUUGUGGGGCUGGUCUGCGCCGCGCGAAGAUGGCGGCCGGGCAGGGGGGCGGUGGCAGCGGCAACGGCGGCGGCAACGGCAACGGAGCGGGGGGGCUGGGGAUCCCCGGGAUCCCCGGUCACCUCACUCUCUCCUUCUCGGCCGGACCGCACUGGGGCGCGGCCACUCUGCCGCAGCCACACACGGUGCGCAGCCUGGACCGGGCCCUGGAGGAGGCGGGCAGCUCGGGCAUCCUCUGCCUCAGCGGGAGGAAGCUGCGCGACUUCCCCGGCAGCGGCUACGACCUCAGCGACACCACACAAGCAGAUCUUUCAAAGAACAGAUUUACAGAAAUUCCUCCUGAUGUCUGGCUGUUUGCACCACUGGAAACACUAAAUUUGUAUCACAACUGCAUCAAAUCCAUUCCAGAAUCUAUUAAAAACCUGCAAAUGCUUACCUACCUUAACAUUAGUCGCAAUCUUUUAUCAACGUUGCCAAAAUACCUGUUUGAUCUUCCACUUAAAGUUCUGGUUGUCAGUAAUAAUAAGCUGGUCUCCAUCCCAGAAGAAAUUGGGAAGUUGAGAGAUCUAAUGGAGUUGGAUAUUAGCUGCAAUGAACUUCAGGUUCUUCCCCAGCAGAUAGGAAAAUUGCAGUCACUUAGAGAAUUAAAUAUAAGAAGAAAUAAUCUCCAUAUGUUACCAGAUGAAUUAGGAGACCUUCCCUUGGUAAAGCUGGAUUUUUCUUGUAAUAAAAUUACAGAAAUUCCAAUUUGUUACAGAAAGUUACGUCACUUACAAGUUAUAGUUUUGGAUAACAAUCCAAUGCAGAUACCACCAGCACAGAUAUGUUUAAAGGGUAAAGUACAUAUAUUUAAAUUCCUCAGCAUUCAGGCGUGCCUCAGGAUGGAUAAAAAACCAGAUUCUUUGGAUCUUCCAUCAUUAGGUAAACGAAUCCCCUCCCAGCCACUCACAGACAGCAUUGAAGACUUUUAUCCCAAUAAAAAUCAUGGACCAGACUCUGGCAUUGGAAGCGAUAAUGGGGAUAAAAGGUUAUCCACAACAGAACCUUCUGAUGAUGAUACAAUCAGCCUUCACUCCCAGGUGUCAGAAUCAACAAGGGAACAGACACUAAGGAAUGACAAUCAUGUGAUGGGAAGUAAACUCGAUCCACAGAAAGACCAGGAGGUGUACGAUUACAUUGAUCCAAAUGCAGAAGAGGGAGCUGUUCCUGAGCAAGGAGAUGUGCAGAUUGGAACAUUGCUGUCUUUUAUCAAGGAACGGGUAAAGCAUCCUGAGAAAUCCAAAAAAAUAGAACAGAAUGAGGACUGGGGAGAUGAAAAAAGACCUCAGAAAGAACAGCUGCUGGCUGAGGAUGACGAUGAGCUCAAAGAAGUGACUGACUUGAGAAAAAUAGCAGCUCAGUUACUGCAGCAAGAACAAAAGCACAGACGAAGGCCAUUAAGCUAUAGAACUUCAUUCAGUGAAAAACUCUUCCAGAGGACAAGGGCCGCAGGACGUGCAUCAAGGCUUCUUAACCAUUCAGUUUCAGUAAACACAAGGAGCAGACCAAAGCAGCCAGUGGAAUCUGAAAAAUGUGUCUCAGCAGAUGAAGUGAAUUCCCCAGUGUCCCCAUGCAGCUGGCAGCCACUGGAAAACCAGAAGGAUUCAAUGGAUGAGCAGCAUUGGCCAGAAACACAGCCAGUGAUUUGGCAGAAUGAAGAAAGGAGGAGAAGUAAACAAAUUAGAAAAGAGUAUUUCAAGUACAAGUCUUCCAGAAAGAGUUCAAGUGGAAAUGAAAAUGAUGAGCAAGACAGUGAUAAUACUAAUGUCUCCCCACAGUCUCCUGUGUCGUCUGAGGAUUAUGAAAGGACAGAUAAUAACACUCAUGGUCCAUUUGGUCUCAAACCAAGGUCAGCUUUCAGCCGUGCAUCUCGCCAGGACUAUGGUGCAGUGGAUCCUGGAUUUACAAUGAGGAGGAAAAUGGAGCACUUAAGGGAAGAAAGGGAACAAAUAAGACAACUUCGCAAUAAUCUUGAAUCGAGGUUAAAAGUCAUUUUGCCAGACGACAUUGGAGCAGCAUUGAUGGAUGGAGUAGUUCUUUGCCAUUUAGCAAAUCACAUAAGGCCACGUUCUGUUGCCAGCAUUCAUGUACCAUCACCAGCAGUGCCUAAACUCAGUAUGGCAAAGUGCCGAAGAAAUGUUGAAAACUUCCUUGAUGCUUGUAAAAAAUUGGGCGUUCCACAGGAGAGACUUUGCUUGCCUCAUCACAUUCUGGAAGAACGGGGCCUGGUGAAGGUUGGCCUCACGGUUCAAGCACUGCUUGAAUUGCCGACGUUGAAAGUAUCUCAGCUUUCCUCCAUGUGACGUGACAUCUUGGAAGCUGGACAACUUAGGAUUCCAUCUGCUGAUUUGCAUUGCUCUGAGGCAGUUCAGCUUCCUCCAUGGGAACAUCCAAGCCAUCAAAAACUAGUAUCUGUCCAAGUGCUGUAGAGAGCCUUACUUUGGAGUUGUAUGUGAAAACCUUGGAGUCAGCUGACAGUUAAAAGAACAUAAUUAUUCCUUUUUUCUUUUUUAAUUGGGUGCACAAAUAGAUGGUGGUAGCAUCAGAUUCUCUUUCCAGUUAAUUUAAAAGCUGCCAUUUAACAUCUCAGUGUUACAGUUAAAUGCUGGAUUAAUUUUCCUACAUUGUAAAUGUUGCUUGAAUUAUUUUACAAGUACAAGGCAUGCCCCCCUCACUUUAAUCUUUCAAGUAAGUCAUUUGAUUUAAAGGUAAGACAAAAAUAUAACUAUGGUAUGAUGGUAAAAUGCGAGCGACUGAUCACUUGUAAUCCACUUUCACCCUCUCAGAAAGCUUAAUAUUUGCAUUCUUGAUUUUUUGCACUCCUGAUUGUAACUUAGACUUCUAACAUUGCCAGUAUUUAGUGUAUGGUGGUUACACAAAACAAUAUACAAUGGGAAAAGGACACAUUUUAUCGAGUUUUUUUCCAGUCUUCUAGGUUGGUGCCAAAUAUUUUUUCAGUUGUACUGUAGAUUGUUUACAUGUGAAGUGCCUGUGUAAUUGAUAACUCUUAAUAGUCUUAAACAUUUUUGAAAUUUCUUUGUUUAAAAUAGAUAAAAUGGAAAUUUUUAAAUAUUUUAAUAGUUUUUUGUAAAAUCGGUAUGUGAAGAUUUAAGUAAUACUUCACAUUUUUGAUGUUGGGUGUUUUAAGUUUGCACAAUUUAAUUGGUUCUUUUGUUGUCUAAUAACUAGAAAAUACUGUAAAUACUUCUUAUUUAUGAUAUUUAAUUUGAUAUACCUAAUCACUUUUGGUUUAAUGUAUUGUUGGACAAAAAGCUGUCUACUUUUCUUUUUUUGGGACAAACAAAUAUACAGAGUAAGACAUGAGGACUAGUGAUACAUACAGAGUAAUUUAGGACAUUUUGAUAAAACUGCCAAAAUCUCAGGUUUACGCUGUGACUUUUAGGAUAUUGUGUAACAUUGCUCCUGAUUUCAUUACAUUUUUAUAACAGGUAUAUCCAUGACUUAGUUAAGAAAUAUCAGUGUUUAUCUUUUUAGUGUUUACGGCAUGUGUUGUGUAAUUUCCACAAGUGUGGCGGAGCACACAAAUCAGUUUGGAGAAAUGUCACUGUGCUGAGUCAGCCUUUUCUGGAUAAAUGUCAAAAAGGAAAGAUUUUCACUGUUGGGGUUUUUUGAAACUUCUGAGUUCGUAUUUGUUUGCUUCAGCACCAAUUCUGUGUUUUGAGAACAUUCUGAAACCAUACACAGCUGAGCUCUUCUCCAAACUAGUUGCACACCAUUUAAUUAUUUUAGUAAUAAAUCUGUUUGCAUUAGUUUGUUCUUCAUAAGUAGGUAACUCAAUUGAAAAAAGUGCUCUCACAGGUUUUCUAUUUCAGGCUAAUUUAAUUUCAAUUGAGGAAUAUGUUUGCCAAGCAUGUAACAAGAAUUGAUUCUGUUCUUUCCGAUUGAUUGAGACCCCAUGUAAUAUAAUUCAUAAAAGAAGAGGGAAAGGUUUUAUUUACUCCUUACUUCAUUUACUAUAGUUGUUAAAUUCAAUAGCUGAGAGCAAAAAUAACCUUUUUCUGAUGACAGUUUGGUUUUUGUUUUUUUCCAAAAGAUUAUUUUUAGUUCUAUUGAAACAAGCUGAUUCAUGUGUAAUAGUUAAAAACCACUGUUAAUUAUGUAGUGUUUUCUUAAAAUACAGCUCAUAAAGAGUCUGCUGUAAAACUUAAUUUGCGGAGACCUAGAUAUAAAUCUUGGGUUACAUAAGUGCUUGUUAAAGGAAACUGGAUUGCUUUGACCUUUGAAAUAUGGUACUUCAAAUAUCUCUAAUUGUUUUUUAGAUUAUUCCCAUAAUACUUAUUUUAACAACUUCAGUCUCUAUUUUUCAUUAAAUGCAGUAUCUGAGAAGUCAUGCUAAGACUAAAAUGAAAAAGUAAUAUAAUUCAUUAAGCAAAAUGCCUUUUGUCUGCUACAUUUGAAAAAUGCAACCACUCAAAACCAAGUCAUUGUUUUGAAAUUCCUCGUUAUAGUAUUUGACGACAACAGUGAAGUUCUAUUUCAGUAUAUUAGCCACAGAAUUGCUGACUUUAAAUUGUCACUUCUGGUUAUCUGGCUUAAACUGAUCUACACCACUAUUUCAUUAUCAUGUUUGAAUAUGUUUUCUGAACUUUAACUUUUUCCCUACUAUAACUAAAUCUAUAAACUUGUAUCACAGUGUAAACAUAAAGAAUUCCAAUGAUGUAGCAUGCCAGAUGCUUACCAGAUAUUUUUAAGUGUAGCUUUUUUCUUAAGUAACUUGAGAACUGGAUAUGAAAUUAAUGUACUCAUUAUAAACUGUAUCCCUGAAGUUGAAAACCACUAAAAUAACUUUUUAGUACUCUGGAGUUCUUCCCCACAAAGUUGCUAGAAAGAGUCUUGCUUUGCUGUUCACUGGACAUUAUUACGGCCUUUGUCAAGGUAGUGGGAAGGAUAAUCAUGAUUCUUCCAGGCUCCCUUUCUAGCAUUGCAAAGACUAAGGCCUUCAGUCAUCCUUAGGAGCAAUCUGAGAAAGGUCCACUGUGUCUGGAUUAAUGGUUUCUCAUCUUUCUUUAGCUGCUUUUACACAUAAUAAAAAAAAUGGCUGUUCCCAUUGUGAUUAUUUUUUAAGGAGCAACUGCAAAACAUUUUAAUUUGAAGCACCCUGUGGGAAUUGCUGCUGUCUUCCCUGAACAAGAAUUUGCCUACUAUCCCCUUUCUCCCUUUCCAUUUGAUUCCCAGCAUCUUCUCAGUUAUUUUUGUUUGUUCUCAAAUGCAGUGAGUUGACAUUGCUCAUUACUGCGUGCCACUUUCCUCCUUCCUCUUUAUUUUCUAAGAAAUUACUCCAGUGGCAUUGAUGAACUGCUGUGACUCCAGAUCCCAGCUCCCACCAUUUAGAAUGUUUGAGAUAUCCAUUUGCUAUUUUGUGGAUGUAAUGUCAUUACUUAAUAUUUGGCAUAACUGUUAGGAUGCUUAAAAACAGAGACCUGCCCCAUUCCUGUUGUAGUCACUCAGUUUUUACUUUGGACAUGAAGUCAACAUUAAAAGUUUAGGAAACUGUGUUAAGUUUUCCUAAUAAAUUUAAGAAUGUCCCAGAUACUGUGAAACUUGAAAACAGUGGCAUUAAAAUAAUUAUUUUAAAGUGUGGUGACUUUUCCCCCACAGUAUCUCACAAACACUUCACAUCUGUUCAAUAAUAACGCUAAUCCAGUGUGCUGGCUGGGGCACUGCUGGGAAUGCAGAAAACACUCUAUACCCAUGUCUUUGGAGGCCUUCAAAAGAGAGCCAAGAACUAAAACUAUUGUAAAAUAUGGAGGAAUACCUUUGAAACAAUAAAGAGCUGUGACAUGAGUCAUUUCUGGGUAAAAUCCUAGCUUCACUGAAGACAACGCAGGUUUUGCUCUUGACUUCAGUAAAGAUUUGACCUUUUCAUUCAUGGAACACCUGAGGUGGAGACCAUAGCAAAGGUGGCUUAAACUUGGUUGAUGUUAACAAAGCGUUAGUGUCAAAUUCUUGACUAAAAAUAGCGAUCUCUGGUAAGUCAAAGAAAGCUGUAAAAUAUUACACGUUUGUUUAAUACAAAUCUUCUGAUAUACAGAAUUAAGAUGGUAGGAAAAAAUGACUUUGAAGCGUAGCUUUCAUACUGUGGGAAGGGAUGUCACCUCAGUAAAGUUGCAGGUGAGCACUCGCAUCACUUACUGCACUAAAAACUUUAUUUCAGAUAUCUUUUUGUUCAGCAGCAGUCUUCUCUAGAUAUUGAUAGAAUCUGUAGCCAAAUUCAAACAAAAAAUGAAAAGGCAACUGUUUUCACUAAAAAUGAAUUCCCAUGUGUCUUCUCAGUAUUGGAGAGAAGGUUGAAAGUCUGGCACUUCUUCCUUCUGUUUGUUUUUAAAAGCCUGUAUGAAAGGUACCUGUUGUGUCUAACACAGCUGCAGUCUGUUGGUUUGUCUCUGAAUCGGUCUAUAUACCAAUGCAGAGCUUAAGCACAUCAAUAAUUCAACUCAAAGCAACUUGUGGGAGUUUUUAGCACUUUCUGCACAUAGAUAAUGUAGUGGUAAAUCAAAUUUCUCUCUUUCCUCACUGAGGAUGGCUGAUGUAUGUGUUUUUCACAAGAGGUACAUCAUAUUAAACAGUGACCUCUACUUGAAAAACAAAAGCAAAUAAACAAAACAUCACCCCAACACACAAACCAGCUGAACUAUUUCCUCUUUACAGGUGACUUUUUGGAAUUUUUUUUUUUUUUAAAAAAAAGUAAAAGCAGGAAUGGGAAAGGCAGAGUAUAGUUGUCCAAGGAGAGGGUGCUCCAAGUUGAUCUCAUGUUGAAUCACUUCCCAGUGAAAAGCCUCUAGAUUUAGUAGAGAAAGAGACAGAUGUUUUGUAGCUACUCCUGUGGGGGAAGGUGGGUCCUUAAGUACAUAGAGUUUUCUGUUGAGGUUACAAUAACAAGAAAUUAGGCAUCUUUGUUUUCCCAAAGACUGUAUAUUUUGGGUAGCUCUAUCCCAUUGCUGUGGACAUUGAUUGUGCAGUGAACCUGGCCUUUUCCAAGCCCUGAGCGGGGCAACAGCCUGGUGCCAUUGGCACUAACUGGUGCUAUUGGCAUUGCCCUCUGGCUUUGUGAUGAUGACACUGGUCUGUGUGGUGCAACUCGUGAAGGAAACACCCCCUUGCUCCAUGCUGCUGCCUCCUUCUGCGCAGCCUGCAGAAUUCUUCUGAAUAGAUAUUUGCAAUCUAAAUAAAAACGCUAAGGAAAGUGAUAAGUUUACUUGAGAGUAAUAGAUAAGUAGUUAUUUACCAAUAUUUAACCUCCAUUGGCAAAGAAUGGAAGAGGAAGAUUGCUCUAGGAGCUACAGAACUUCACUGAUUGAAAGUUGCACUAGGGCUUUUAACAGGUUAGCGUGUCACUUGUCCUCUCACGUGAGUGAGCCAAAGGAGGGAUGCUAUUUCUUCUUUUAUAUGUAUUUACACUGGGAUAUGUGUAAAUCAAAUGGAGGGAAAGGUGAACUGUAUCUUUAAUCGGGAAAUUUACAGCGCAGAUCAUUUUAGUAAAUUAAAUAUGAAGGUUAAAAGUUCUUCCUGUGAAGAAAAUUUCUGCUUAUCUUGACUGUUAAAAUAGAACAUAUGUGAUUAACUGAAUUUUAGUUUAGGCUUGCUGCUGCGCAGGACCCGUUCUGGUUCUUGUGUUUCUUAAUAAAAUGCCACUUUGCUUUAUAUGUCUUUAAGUAUUUCACGUAUUACAAUUCUGACAACAUGUUAAAAUUGUGGUUAUAUGCAGUAUUUGUUCCCUUAUUGGUUUUGACUUAUUUUUGUCUUACAAGCUGGGAGUCAAAAAUGCUAUAAGUACCUGUUUAAUAUCUAUGGAAGGAAUACAAGUUCUUAUAAGAAUGACAUCCAUCAUUUUAUAGCCUACUACAUUUUCAAGGAAGACUUUUUAAUGUGGUUUUGUUUGUUGUUUUUUUUUUUGGGUUGAUUUGUUCUCAAACCCAUUUUAGAAUCGUAAUCUUAAACAAAUCCAAAAGGUCUUUCCAGGACUAUGUUAGUAUCUUAGCAAAUAUUAAAGAAGAAGCAUAAUAGCUCAAACUGACAACAAAUGUUAUUGUUUUGGGAAACUGUCCAUUUUGGCAGUGUUAGCUUUACAGUUGGACUCGAUCUUAAAUGUCUUUUCCAACCAAAGUGAUUUUAUGACUUCAGUGAAACAAGAAUUUCCUUCAAUAGUUUUGUAACCGAGCUGCAACACAAAGUUAAUGAGGUUUUCCCCACUUUUUUCAAAAUUGUGUGAAAUAAGGUAAACGCGACACUUCUUUUCACAAUAGUUUUAUGAAGGCUAAUUGUGAAAUAGCGUUUAUUGGGAAAUAAUCACAAGGACACGUUUUGUUUCAUUUUUAAAUACGAGUGAACCAGUGAAAUCUUUCUAGAAUUGCCAGGUUUGUUUAGGAUUUGAUGGUGCCGUUCCUGGCAUGGGAACUCCCGUUGUUCAGUAUUAAUUGAUUUCUGGAGGAUGUGCAAGAUGGUGCUCUUGCCAUGCAAACGGUCAUAGGGUUGUGUUUACGGAGUUGAUGUGUUAAGUAAGCACUGGUGCAAGUGGGGGAAUCCCCAGCUGCAACUGCUGGUGUCUCUUACACCAGCAGAUCCUGUAAGGCUUGGAUUCCCAUGAAGGGACACACACAGACGUUGCAAAAGGGGGUUUUGGUGGAUUACGUUGGGAAUAAUGUGAAUACUUUUUGCUACUAGGGAACGUGUAGAACAAGGAAACUGUGAUUGCUCUAUGGUUAUCAUUCAGUUGGUAUUCAGUUAUUUUAUUUUGUAACUCGUGACUAUAAAACUCAGAAAAUGGAAUGUAACCAAAUGAUCAAUGUGUAAAUGUGUGCAGGAUGUGACAGAAGUAGUUCUGAGGCACAGUUGGAGAGUGAUCAUUUAAAAAUAGAUGUUUAAAUUGUGUAUAUACUUGCAACAUCUUUGAUAGUGCAUUUUAAUUCAUUUUGCAUUUCAUGUUCUUGUAAAGUGCAUCUUCCACACUUCUGAAGAUUGUCUACUUGUACAAUACUGUAUUAAGUCUUUUUUCAGGACUUCCAUUAUUGCUGGAGCUUCCAACAUAUGUUUCUUUAGAAAAAUGUUCCUACUGUUAUUUUUUUGUAAAUAGUUUUUUUGUAUUAAAUUUGCAUGGAUGAAACCCACACUUCCAAAAACAGUGUACAUACUCUGUGUAUAAAAUACAAACUAUUUCAUAACUUUAA
Molecule: messenger RNA, 9257 nt
Organism: Columba livia (rock pigeon)
Lineage: Eukaryota; Metazoa; Chordata; Aves; Columbiformes; Columbidae
Gene: LRCH2
Product: leucine rich repeats and calponin homology domain containing 2
Exons: 22
Coding region: 63-2375 (770 amino acids)
Molecular function (GO): protein binding
Source: RefSeq, a predicted model, not a curated record